This is a messenger RNA of Cervus elaphus (red deer), 2546 nucleotides long. RefSeq names its product hydroxyacyl-CoA dehydrogenase trifunctional multienzyme complex subunit beta (gene HADHB). Gene Ontology annotation, molecular function: acyltransferase activity, transferring groups other than amino-acyl groups. Lineage: Eukaryota; Metazoa; Chordata; Mammalia; Artiodactyla; Cervidae. The transcript has 16 exons. Bases 362 to 1807 code for a protein of 481 amino acids. The record is from RefSeq and is a predicted model, not a curated record. Gene Ontology annotation, biological process: fatty acid beta-oxidation.
CGAUGUCGCCUAUGCCUUUCAAUUUAUCACCGCAAGUUAACGAACUUGUGUGUGUGUGUGUGUGUGGUGUGUGUGUGUCGGUUUAAAGCGCUGGCCUGUGUUCCGGUGGUGUUGUAUCCCCUAUUUUGCCUGUAGGCAGGUCGGCGGCUAUUGAGAAUCGGAAAAGGGCCAGGAAUUUUACCCCUUUUAUGCUUCCGAGGGUGGAUCUCGGUCGUGUAGCUUUUUUGGGACUCAGUUGUCGGAGGAACAAAGGCAUUCCUGUGUCCGGCUCCGACAGCCAAGGCUCAUGAUCAUUUUCUAAUCCAGAAGGGAACCGAAGAUCAUCUGGUCUUUCAUCUCCUUCACUGCAUCGGUGCAGCCCAUGAAUCAGAAUUUCAAAAUGACUUCCCUCUUGACUUACACUUUAAAAAAUCUUCCCAGUACAUCAAAAUGGGCCCUCAGAUUUUGUGUGAGACCUCUGAGCAGUUCCUCCCAGCUACAGGCUGCCGCAGCUUCCCAGACUAAAUCGAAAAAAACUCUAGCCAAACCCAACAUAAGGAAUAUUGUGGUGGUGGAUGGUGUUCGCAUUCCAUUUUUGCUGUCAGGCACUUCAUAUAAAGACCUGAUGCCACAUGAUUUGGCUAGAGCAGCACUUUCGGGUUUGUUGCAUCGGACCAGUGUCCCAAAGGAUGUUGUUGAUUAUAUCAUCUUUGGCACAGUUAUACAGGAAGUGAAAACAAGCAACGUGGCUAGAGAGGCUGCCCUCGGAGCCGGCUUCUCUGACAAGACUCCUGCUCACACUGUCACCAUGGCUUGCAUCUCUUCCAACCAAGCCAUGACCACAGCUGUCGGCCUGAUUGCUUCCGGCCAGUGUGACGUGGUCGUGGCAGGUGGUGUAGAGUUAAUGUCUGACGUCCCUAUUCGCCACUCAAGGAAAAUGAGGAAAAUGAUGCUGGAUCUCAAUAAGGCCAAGACUCUGGCUCAGCGACUCUCUGUAAUCUCUAAAUUCAGGUUGAAUUUCCUAUCUCCAGAGCUUCCUGCAGUGAGUGAGUUCUCCACCAGUGAGACUAUGGGCCACUCUGCAGACCGACUGGCUGCUGCCUUUGCUAUUUCUCGGGAGGAGCAGGAUGAAUACGCACUGCGUUCUCACAGCCUGGCCAAAAGAGCACAGGAUGAAGGACUUCUUUCCGAUAUUGUGCCCUUCAAAGUACCAGGAAGAGAUACAGUUACACAAGAUAACGGCAUUCGUCCUUCCUCUCUGGAUCAGAUGGCCAAACUAAAACCUGCAUUCAUCAAGCCCUAUGGCACAGUGACAGCUGCAAAUUCUUCUUUCCUGACCGAUGGUGCAUCUGCAGUGCUGAUUAUGGCAGAGGAAAAAGCUCUGGCCAUGGGUUAUAAGCCGAAGGCAUAUCUGAGGGAUUUCAUGUACGUGUCCCAGGAUCCAAAAGAUCAGCUUUUACUUGGACCAACAUAUGCUACUCCAAAAGUUCUGGAAAAGGCAGGAUUAACAAUGAAUGAUAUUGAUGCUUUUGAAUUUCAUGAAGCUUUCUCAGGUCAGAUUUUGGCUAAUUUGAAGGCCAUGGAUUCUGAUUGGUUUGCACAAAACUACAUGGGUAGAAAAGCCAAGGUUGGAUCACCUCCUUUGGAGAAGUUUAACAACUGGGGUGGAUCACUGUCCCUGGGGCACCCGUUUGGAGCCACUGGCUGUCGGCUGGUCAUGGCAGCUGCCAACAGGUUACGGAAGGAAGGAGGCCAAUAUGGUCUGGUUGCCGCCUGUGCAGCUGGAGGGCAGGGCCAUGCUAUGAUAGUGGAAGCUUAUCCAAAAUAAUAGAUCCAGAAGAGGUGACCUGGAGUUUCUGUGCAGCACUCGGCCUAGGCAAUGCCAUUUCAAUGCACUAUUCAAUGACAUCUCUAGUUCCCAGCUCCUCUUAGGAAAGCAGAAUUUGUGGCCUUUUGUUCAAUACUUUGCAAUUAAGCCUUUCCAGUGUUCUGAGCUUUCCAAGAAUCACAGCGUACUACUCUUUCAGGGAUCCCUUAGUUACCAGAAUCUCUCACAGUGAUAAGUUCAAGCAAUUGUGUUUGGUCUCUAUUUUUAUUAAGGACUGAAUGAGUGGCUGCAGUUUUGGAAAGAGACUAGGUGAGAUUUGGGAUCACCUUUGUGGCAUUUGCAAAUUAUAACUCAUUCGUAUUUGUGACCUAACGAUAAACAUUUUCUAUAAAAUACAAAACCAGUGUGCCUAAAUUAACUUAAUUAUGGGAAAAUAGUUCAGAAUCUAAGCAUCACUGAAAAAUCUAAAUGUUUAGAUGUAUAAAUACCUUGUUAAAAGUGUUAGUUGCUCAGUCGUGUCCAACUCUGUGACCCCAUGGACUGUAGCCUGCCAGGCUCGUCUGUCCAUGGAAUUCUCCAGGCAAGAAUACUUGAGUGGGUUGCCAUUCCCUUCUCCAGAGGAUCUUCCUGAUGCAGGGAUCUAACCCGCAUCUCCUACAUGGCAUGCAGAUUCUUUACCAUCCGAGCCAACAGGGAAGCCCGUAUUGGAUAAUCUUAAUAAAGUAGAAAAGUUUGAGAA